Molecule: messenger RNA, 2704 nt
Organism: Drosophila teissieri
Lineage: Eukaryota; Metazoa; Arthropoda; Insecta; Diptera; Drosophilidae
Gene: Pgant6
Product: N-acetylgalactosaminyltransferase 6
Exons: 4
Coding region: 345-2345 (666 amino acids)
Cellular component (GO): Golgi apparatus
Source: RefSeq, a predicted model, not a curated record
GUUUCCGUGUGAACGCCAUUAGAACAGCGCCAAGAACAGAGCCAAAAAAAAACGAAUUUCCGCGGACGUGGAAGCAAACUUUUGUUUUGCUAUGCUAAUUAGUAAUUUAAUAGUUAACAAGUUUAUUCAACCCAGAUCGGAUGGACCUCUGAGUGGAAUACAGUCGCAGUAAGAGACCACGUUGCAGUGCCAGAUAAAGAGACAACCCAGCAAACAUCGGAAGCACCUGAGCUAACAAGCCAAUAUCGCCAGUACCUCGCGACACACACCGCCGACUUUAAUGGUUCGCAUAGCGACCAUAGAGACCCGUAGAGCGUACACGUAGCCACGGAUAUCCGGCAAAGAUGCGGCGACCCAAUCUCAAGUGGAUAGUGAAGGCCUCGCUGCUCUUGUUGGUCUCCCUGACUCUCUUCAUACUGGUAACCAGCUGGAUCUCUUCCACGCCGUUCACCAACAAGCCAGUCCAUCAUGGCGUGGAGCCCGUGCCCGAGAAGGCUGGCCUUUCCGGCGAUGCCCGCGUGAAGGUGCCAGCUAUUCGGCAACCAGAAUCUAAGAAACCACAAGAGCCCGACUUUGAAGAGGAUCCCGAGCUGCAGAAGAUCGAUGAGCCGGAACCGGUGGAUGAGGAGCUCCAUAAUCCGCAGCCGGCGGACGAGGAUUCGCAGCAGCAGCCCCAGGACGAGCUCCAGAUGGCGGCGCCCGCGGAUGGAUCGGUGAGGAAGGAUUGGCAUGACUAUACCUUCAUGGAGAAGGAUGCCAAGCGCGUGGGCCUCGGGGAAAAGGGAAAGGCCGCCACGCUGGACGAUGAGUCCCAAAAAGAUUUGGAGAAGCAAAAGUCCCUGGAAAAUGGAUUCAAUGCCCUGCUGUCGGAUUCCAUAUCUGUUAACCGUUCGCUGCCCGACAUUCGCCAUCCUCUAUGUCGCAAAAAGGAGUACGUGGCGAAGUUGCCCACAGUCAGUGUGAUAAUCAUCUUUUACAACGAAUACCUGAGCGUGCUGAUGCGCUCAGUUCACAGCCUGAUUAAUCGCUCACCGCCGGAGCUGAUGAAGGAGAUAAUUUUGGUGGACGAUCACAGUGACCGGGAGUAUCUGGGAAAGGAGCUGGAAACCUAUAUUGCGGAACACUUCAAGUGGGUUCGUGUGGUGCGACUGCCAAGGCGCACGGGAUUGAUUGGAGCCCGAGCGGCAGGCGCAAGGAAUGCCACUGCCGAGGUGCUCAUCUUCCUCGAUUCCCACGUGGAGGCCAACUACAACUGGCUGCCACCGCUGCUGGAGCCGAUUGCCUUGAACAAACGGACGGCGGUGUGUCCCUUUAUUGAUGUGAUUGACCACAGCAACUUCAACUACCGGGCGCAGGAUGAGGGAGCCCGAGGAGCCUUCGAUUGGGAGUUCUUUUACAAGCGACUGCCAUUGCUGGAAGAUGAUCUGAAGCAUCCGGCCGAUCCGUUCAAGAGUCCGGUCAUGGCUGGCGGCCUAUUUGCCAUUUCCAGAGAGUUCUUCUGGGAACUGGGCGGCUACGAUGAGGGACUGGACAUCUGGGGCGGAGAGCAGUAUGAGCUGAGCUUUAAGAUCUGGAUGUGUGGCGGCGAAAUGUACGAUGCACCCUGCUCUCGCAUCGGUCAUAUAUAUCGCGGACCUCGCAACCAUCAGCCGAGUCCCAGGAAGGGCGAUUACCUGCACAAGAACUACAAACGAGUGGCGGAGGUGUGGAUGGACGAGUACAAGAACUACCUGUACAAUCACGGUGACGGUCUGUACGAGAGCGUGGAUCCUGGCGAUUUGACGGAGCAGAAGGCCAUCCGCACCAAGCUGAAGUGCAAGUCAUUCAAGUGGUUCAUGGAGGAGGUGGCCUUCGAUCUGAUGAAGACCUAUCCGCCGAUAGAUCCGCCGUCCUACGCCAUGGGCGCCUUGCAGAAUGUGGGCAAUCAAAACCUUUGCCUGGACACGAUGGGCAGAAAGAAGCACAGCAAAAUGGGCAUGUACGCGUGUGCCAACGAUAUAAAGAUUCCGCAGCGAACGCAAUUCUGGGAGCUGAGCUGGAAGCGAGACUUGCGCCUGCGGCGUAAGAAGGAGUGCCUGGACGUGCAGAUCUGGGAUGCCAACGCGCCCGUUUGGCUGUGGGACUGCCACAGUCAGGGUGGCAACCAGUACUGGUACUACGACUACCGCAAGAAGCUGCUUCUGCACGGCAAGGAGGGCAGAAGGUGCAUGGAGCUGCUGCCCUUCUCGCAGGAGGUGGUGGCCAAUAAGUGCGACCCCGACAAUCGGUUCCAGCAGUGGAACUUUGGCUCGUUCAACCAAACGGCGCUGGACAACUACUCACAGGACCUCGUCCUCAAUCUUUAACCGCUGCACUGCAAUAGUAUCACUUGCCAUGUACUUAGAACACUUCGAUGUAAAUAACUAGGCUAGAUAGGUUGUAAGGCCGCUUGGUCGUUGGCCACUUUACAAUUUACCCCGACUCAAGCGCACAUAUUCAUGGCUGCAUCAAAGAGUAUCUUUACCUUUAAUAUAGUGCAUCUCAAACCGAUUCCAAAUGCCACAAACCUAAUUGGCAGCAUUUUGUAUGUUUCGGAAUUUUGUUUGGUUUUAAACAAGACUCCGAAUAUGCUAGUGUUAGCUUAUAAAUUGUCAUAAGUUUUGACCCGUAUGACUUUGUACUCCAGAAAAAGUGCUUUCCAUUAAAGAAUAUUUUUUAAUAUUAA